AUGGACGUCAACCUCCUGGAGAAGGCCCUACUGGGCCUCUUCGCGGCAGCGGUGCUCGCCAUCGUCGUCGCCAAGCUCACCGGUAAGCGCUUCAAGCUCCCUCCGGGCCCGUCCGGUUACCCCAUCGUGGGCAACUGGCUCCAGGUCGGCGAUGACCUGAACCACCGCAACCUGAUGGGCUUGGCCAAGCGUUUCGGCGAGGUGUUCCACCUCCGCAUGGGCGUCCGCAACCUGGUGGUCGUCUCCAGCCCCGAGCUGGCCAAGGAGGUCCUCCACACCCAGGGCGUGGAGUUCGGCUCCCGCACCCGCAACGCCGUCUUCGACAUCUUCACCGGCAAGGGGCAGGACAUGGUGUUCACCGUGUACGGCGACCACUGGCGCAAGAUGCGGCGCAUCAUGACCGUGCCCUUCUUCACCAGCAAGGUGGUGGCGCAGAACCGCGUCGGGUGGGAGGAGGAGGCGAGGCUGGUGGUGGAGGAUGUGAGGGCCGACCCGGCGUCGGCGACGACGGGGGUGGUGAUCCGCCGCAGGCUGCAGCUGAUGAUGUACAACGACAUGUUCCGCAUCAUGUUCGACCGCCGGUUCGAGUCCAUGGCCGACCCGCUCUUCAACAGGCUCAGGGCGCUCAACGCCGAGCGCAGCAUCCUCUCCCAGAGCUUCGACUACAACUACGGCGACUUCAUCCCCUUCCUCCGCCCAUUCCUCCGGGGCUACCUCAAACGCUGCACCAAUCUCAAGACCAAGAGGAUGAAAGUCUUCGAGGACGAAUUCGUCACACCACGCAAGAAGGAGUUGGAGCAGAGUGGUGAGAUCAAGUGCGCCAUGGACCAUAUCCUCGAGGCCGAAAGGAAGGGCGAGAUCAACCACGACAACGUCCUCUACAUCGUCGAAAACAUCAACGUUGCAGCCAUCGAGACGACGCUGUGGUCAAUCGAAUGGGGCAUUGCUGAGCUGGUGAACCACCCUGACGUCCAGUCGAAGCUGCGCAACGAGAUUGCUGCCGUGCUUGGCCCCAACAUGGCAGUGACAGAGCCCGACCUGGAGCGCCUCCCCUACCUGCAGUCCGUCGUGAAGGAGACUCUCCGCCUCCGCAUGGCCAUCCCGCUGCUCGUGCCACACAUGAACCUCAAGGAGGCCAAGCUGGCCGGCUACGACAUCCCUGCCGAGUCCAAGAUCCUGGUGAACGCCUGGUUCCUCGCCAACGACCCCAAGCGCUGGUUGAGGUCCGACGAGUUCAGGCCGGAGCGGUUCCUCGAGGAGGAGAAGGCCGUCCAGGCUCACGGCAAUGACUUCCGCUUUGUACCCUUUGGUGUUGGCCGGCGAAACUGCCCCGGGAUCAUCCUAGCGCUGCCCAUCAUCGGCAUUACGCUCGGAAACAUGGUGCAGAACUUCCAGCUGCUGCCGCCGCCGGGGCAGGCCAAGAUCGACACCACCGAGAAGCCCGGCCAGUUCAGCAACCAGAUCCGCACGCACGCCAACGUCGUCUGCAAGCCGCUCAAGGCUUAG
Messenger RNA from Lolium rigidum, 1506 nucleotides. RefSeq names its product trans-cinnamate 4-monooxygenase-like. Bases 1 to 1506 code for a protein of 501 amino acids. Gene Ontology annotation, molecular function: iron ion binding; trans-cinnamate 4-monooxygenase activity; heme binding. The record is from RefSeq and is a predicted model, not a curated record. Gene Ontology annotation, biological process: lignin metabolic process. Lineage: Eukaryota; Viridiplantae; Streptophyta; Magnoliopsida; Poales; Poaceae. The transcript has 3 exons.